AUGCCACCCGGACUACAUCGCCUGCCAGCAAAAGCGUCAUUGUCUACCAAGAGCAUUUACUAUGGCCUCGGACUGGUGGGGCUUUGCUCAAGUUUAUUCCAUGGACUUCUUUCAUAUCAUGCGCACAUGGCCGAUGAUACAUCCAUGAUCGUGGCCACCUCGAUAGUCUGUUAUCGAGCAAUGACAUACAGUGAAACAGGAUAUCAUACCGUCAAAGAUGAGCAGAUGGUCCACGAGCUCUCCUUCGUUUCUCUGAUCGUCGUCGUCGCGAUCAAGACCCGAUCCCUGAUCAAGCUCCGUGUGCAUAAUCCAAAGGACAAGGAAAUGCUACACAGAGCUGUCAUCUUUGGUGCAGGUUGCUUUGUGUUUGGCUACCUGCUUUGGCAACUUGAUUCUAUCUUCUGCGCGCAGCUCACAAUACUCAAACGGACUGUGGGGCUGCCCUGGGGUAUCCUGCUCGAGCUCCAUGGUUGGUGGCAUAUCUUGACUGCUAUUGGAGUGCAUACCUUCAUGAUCAUGGUCGAUAGACUCACGCGUGACGAAGUCCAGUUUGCAAGCGACGACUCCAGAUUGUUUGGUGCAAAGAGCACAAAGAAGGAGGAAUGA
Molecule: messenger RNA, 606 nt
Organism: Aureobasidium namibiae CBS 147.97
Lineage: Eukaryota; Fungi; Ascomycota; Dothideomycetes; Dothideales; Saccotheciaceae
Exons: 4
Coding region: 1-606 (201 amino acids)
Biological process (GO): ceramide catabolic process; ceramide biosynthetic process
Cellular component (GO): endoplasmic reticulum membrane
Source: RefSeq, a predicted model, not a curated record